ACGCUGAUUGGCUGUGACGCUCUUUAACGUUUCACGGAGGAGCUCGUCAGCUGGAGUUCGAGCAGUUGCUUGUUUUUAUUCUUAUUAUUGUUAUUUUGGACCUGGAAUAUUCCGGCGCUGGGUUUAUGAUACUUUUAACCCGCCGUUGCAAACCGUCGGACACAUUCUUCCACAGAGAGGAGGGCGGUAAUGUGGCGCCGUCACCGCCGCUGCACACCUUUAUAAACGAUAGGUGAGGUGAGCUAACGUUAGCCGCUGUUUGAAUCGGUCGCUGUCGUUGUCGUGUGUCGGUGUGGUGGCGGACAGACGACACAACGAGGCGCACUCGGUGUGUUUUUGUGUUUUUAAAGCGGCACACAGUCACUUAUACCAGCUUUUUUAGUUCAGUUAUGUGUUAGCGCGGUUGGCUAGCAACGGUCACUAAGCUACCCUUCCACCUAUUUGUCUCCAAGGUGACGGUGGAUGUUGCUACAUCCAUCCCACCACCGCGGCUCUCUCUCUGUCUCUCUCUCGUUUCGCCGUCUCCAAAGACCAGACCAGCCCUGCUCUGCUCUCCUCUGUCCGCCUGGACCUCCGUGCAUGUCGGGCCGGGCCGAUGCUAGGAUCGUGGAGAACAUAGCGGUGCCGCCGGGGGGUCGGGUGAGGAUGUCAGAGCCGAGGAGGGGAUGCCUCGUCUCGGACACAGUGUUGUAGUCGAGUCGCAGUGUACACAAGCGGACCAACUUUUCAGCCCAACUAGCAGUGGCACAUAUAUGGAUGGUGGGGUCGCAGCAUGCCCACCCCCUCGACUACCAUCACACCGCUGGAGGCUGGAGGGAGUAGCAGCAGCGCCGGGGAGGAAGAGGAGCCCAUGUCGGCCACCUCCACCUCCUCUUCUGCCGGCUCCUCUUUCCGCUUCGUCCCGGCUUUCUGCCUGGGCGUGGUGGCGGCAGUAGUGUUUCAGCUGGCCUGGGGAGGCCUGACUCUCACCUCUUUCUUCUUGAAGUUGUUCAUCUAUGUGUCAUUCGCAAUACUGUGUUUCCUGGCCGGCAGCUUUGUGCUGCUAGUCAGGAAAAGUCCUCUCAAAGUCAGCUGCUUCAACAGGACCAGGAGACAGUCAGCUGUGCGGCUGGAGUUCUUCGACAGGCUCAUGGCCCGUUUUCUGGUGCCGGUUCAGGAGUCGAGCCAGAGCAGGAGGGUGGUGGUGUCGCACAACGUGGACAAAGCUCUGAAGGAAGUGUUUGACUAUGCCUACAGAGACUACAUCCUGUCCUGGUACAUCCCUUUGAGUCGUGAUGAGGGCCAGUUGUACUCCAUGCUGUCGGAGGACUGGUGGCAGAUGAUCGGCCAACUGAGAUCCAGGCUUGCUGACAUUGACCUUGUCAACGUGGUGUGUUAUGACACCAUCCGAAUCCUACACACACACUUCACUGACCUCAAGGCUGCAUCCGCAAGACCAGAGGAGUGCGCUCGGCCGUAUCCUCUCCACCCCUGCUUGGUCAGUCCAGACUCGGAGCUGGCCUUCCUCCGCUGUGUAGCUAGAAUACUGCUUCUAUGUCUGCUGCCACAAAAGGAUGCCAGGUCCCAUCCGCUACGCUGCUGCCUAACAGAAGUCAUCACUACUAAAGUGUUGAAGCCUUUGGUAGAAGUGCUGAGCGAUCCAGACUCCAUAAACAGGAUGUUGUUGUCUCAGCUGGAGCAGAGAGAACAGCAGGCUGAGCAGCAGAAGAAAGCCUACACCUACGCUGCCUCCUACGAAGAUUUCAUCAAACUAAUAUCAACGUCUGCUGAUGUCAAUUUCCUCAAACAACUCAGGUAUCAGAUAGUGGUAGAGAUUAUUCAUGCCACCACCAUCAGCAGCCUGCCUCAGCUCAAGAAGCAGAAAGAACGAAAAGGUAAAGAGUCAGCAGCCAUGAAGGCAGACCUGCUCAGGGCCAGAGAUAUGAAACGAUACAUCAAUCAGCUGACUGUUGCUAAGAAACAGUGUGAGAAACGGAUCCGCCUGCUCGGUGGACCAAACUAUGAAAAUAAUGAGGAAGGAGGAACUGAUGACAGCGACGAGCCUCAAAGUCAGAAGAUUCUCCAGUUUGAUGACAUCAUGUGUAAUCCAGGUUACAGGGAGCAUUUCAGAGUUUACAUGGAGAGAGUCGAUAAGAGAGCUCUGAUAAGCUUCUGGGAACUGGUGGAAAUGCUGAAAACUGCCAACAAGAAUGAGGUGCCCCAAAUCGUGGGGGAAAUCUACCAGAAGUUCUUUGUGGAGAGCAGAGAGAUUCCAGUGGAAAAGGUUCUUCUUAAGGAGAUCCAACAGAGUCUGGUGGGCAACAGAGGAACUCAAGUCUUUGUCAGACUGCAGGAACAGGUGGCUGAGACGAUGAGAGAGCGUUACUACCCCUCCUUCCUGGUGUCCGACCUCUACGAUAAGCUGAUCAGACGAGAUGAGCAGCACAGCCAAUCACAGUGUAGCACCGAGGAAAAGGAGGAAGGGUGUCAGGGUCUAGACGCAGGGGAGGCAGUGGGUGAUGAAGGCAGUAAAGGAAUCAAUGAGCAGGCCAGCUACGCCGCCACGAAACUCCGACAACUCUACGACAAACUGGAAUACAAGCGACAGGCCCUGGGCUCUAUCCAGAAUGCACCCAAACCUGACAAAAAGAUUGUGACCAAACUAAAGGAGGAGAUAGGAGCCAUGGAGAGAGAACACAGUGAACUCCAGCAGCACAUCACCAGGACUGACUGGUGGUGUGAAAACUUGGGGCAAUGGAGGGCGACUAUUACCACUGCUGAGGCUACAGAGGAAGGUGGCGAGACAGUAGCUUGUUACAGUGUGUGUGUCAGCCUGGUAGAAGGAGAGGAGAUGGCCAACAGUCGCUGGAGCGUCCAGAGGAAACUCACAGAAUUCCAGAUGUUGCACCGCAAACUCACCGAGUGUUUCCCAUCACUGAAGAAACUCCAGCUACCGUCGCUCAGUAAACUUCCCUUCAAAACCAUCGACCAGAAAUUUUUGGAGAAGAGCAAAACUCAGCUCAAUGCCUUUCUCCAGCGUCUGUUGGCAGAUGAGCGAUUGUGCCAGUCAGAAGCUCUGUAUGCUUUCCUCAGCCCAUCGCCAGAGCACCUCAAGGUGAUGUCAAUCCAGAAGAAGUCCUCCUUUUCUCUGGCUUCCUUCCUGGAAAGGCUCCCUGGAGAUUUCUUCUCCCAUACCGAGGAGGAGGCUGAUGACGACAGUGAUUUGUCAGACUACGGUGAGGAGGGGGACGGGAGGAGAGACGCUCUGGCUGAGCCCUGCUUCAUGCUCAUAGGAGAGAUCUUUGAACUCAGAGGAAUGUUUAAGUGGGUGAGGAAGACUCUAAUUGCACUAGUCCAGGUGACAUUUGGACGAACUAUCAACAAACAGAUCCGGGACACGGUAAACUGGAUCUUCUGUGAACAGAUGUCGGUGUGUUACAUUAGUGUGUUCAGGGACACCUUCUGGCCAAACGGGAGGUUGGCACCGCAUGUCAAGGUCCGAACUGACAGCGAACGCAGCGAAACUAAGGAACGGGCUCAACAGAAACUACUUGACAACAUCCCAGAUGCACUAGCAAAUCUCGUUGGCCAGCAGAAUGCCCGCUAUGGAAUCAUCAAGAUCUUCAACGCCCUGCAGGAGGCUAGUGCCAACAAACAUCUUCUCUAUGUAUUAAUGGAAAUGUUACUGAAGGAAGUGUGCCCUGAACUCAGCGCGGAGGUGGACAACAUCUGAACACACACACACACACACACACAUAUCACUUACCACAUGCAGAGUCUUUGGAUCCUUUAGGCCUCUCUGUAGCUGACCAAUCAUAAACUGCCAAGCUAGACGGGGAGCCGGCCCGUCUGGUCAAACUUCACACAGAAAGCAGCUGUGUCGGAACACAUGCUGAUUCUGUUGGUAGAACUUUGCUGUGAAAUGAUGAAAAGCUGGGGCUGACACCGGACUGAAAGGGGGCUGAUGUUUGACUUUGUUGUGGUACAGAUCUAAACUCGUCUGUCUGAACCGGGAGAAACCAUGCAGAGUCUCGACUUCGUCUCGUUUAGGCAGCGGUCUAACGAGACAGAUCACGUUUGUACCCGAAAGUCCACAUCCACACAAGAACAAAUUGUAUUUUUGACAUUAUGUGACCCAUGUCUGCUGUUUUUUUUUGUUUUUUUGUCUUAUUUGAAUAGCACUGAAACGUCAGAUCUGUAACACAACAAACUGAGAUGAAAUCUUCUGUUUCUGUGUAAGAAAAUCAUGCUGGUCCAUAGAUGAAAAAGGCAGGGUAACAAUUUGUGAAAUUUGAUUGUUAUGUCAUCAAUUUUACAGAGCUGAUCAUCUAAAGACCUCCGAUUAAAUGCAGCAAAGACAGUCGAAGUUCAGAUCGCUGCCACCCGAAGGCGGCGAGCGUGUGUCAUCGCCCACGGACCUCUGAACAUUCCUCCUACACACAACCUGAGCAACAACACUUGUGUUCUGUGAUUCUUGUUAAGGCUUAUAAUUGUGCAAUAUAAUGUCAUGUAAAAGUCAUUGUGAUGAUUUUAUUUAUGAUUAUUAUUGAUAGAUUUUAUUUUUACCAAAAAUUGUCUAGAGAGCGUUUAUAUAAGCAAUAAAUUGCAAACAAAAUGUG
Messenger RNA from Larimichthys crocea (large yellow croaker), 4598 nucleotides. It is a transcript of the gene snx25, whose product is annotated as sorting nexin 25. The transcript is spliced from 21 exons. Gene Ontology annotation, molecular function: phosphatidylinositol binding. The coding region runs from base 773 to 3712 and encodes 979 amino acids. The record is from RefSeq and is a predicted model, not a curated record. Gene Ontology annotation, cellular component: endosome. NCBI's taxonomy places the organism in Eukaryota, Metazoa, Chordata, Actinopteri, Sciaenidae.